Papaver somniferum (opium poppy) is the source of this 567-nucleotide messenger RNA. Its product is annotated as basic form of pathogenesis-related protein 1-like. The record is from RefSeq and is a predicted model, not a curated record. The transcript has a single exon. The coding region runs from base 43 to 501 and encodes 152 amino acids. Gene Ontology annotation, cellular component: extracellular region. Lineage: Eukaryota; Viridiplantae; Streptophyta; Magnoliopsida; Ranunculales; Papaveraceae.
AGAGUCUUCCGCAUUGAGCUUGAACUAGCGGCCAGUACUGUCAUGAGUUUCACCUUGCUGCUAAUCAUUUUCUCUCGAGCAUUUGCCCAAAUCUCACCGGAAGAUUAUCUAGCUCCACACAAUGCAGCUCGAGCUAACGUUAAUGUUGAACCCAUGAUAUGGGACGAUAAUGUUGCAGCAUACGCCAGUGAGUACGCUAACCAGAGAGCCUGGGAUUGCAAUCUUGUUCAUUCUACUGGUCCAUAUGGUGAGAACCUUGCAAAGAAUGAUUACACAGAUCUAUCCGUAGGAGAUGCCGUUAACAUGUGGGUGUCCGAGAUGAGUAAUUAUGACUACCAAUCAAACUCGUGCCAAGGAGGGCAGUGUUUGCACUACACACAGGUGGUUUGGUCUGACAGUGUUCGUCUAGGGUGUGCGAGUGUAGCUUGUGGUGCUGGUGGUACCUUUGUCAUUUGCAGCUAUGAUCCUCAAGGCAACUGGGUCGGGCAACGUCCUUACUAAACAAAUGGCACGACAAAUAUGUAAUCGUCAUUUGAUUUGAUGAGAGGAUUUUUCUUUAUUUAUGAA